AUGGGCAAGAAGAAAACCGCAGUGUUUCGUGACGCAAAGGCCAAAAGCGCCGAUCCUCGACAAGGCGAUAAGAUCAAGGCCAUUCGUACUUGGGACGAUAUCGAGCACGAUUCCGAAGAUGAAUUUCACGAGGAACGUGGAAAUAUCCUUCUCGAGAACGAUCGCAAUGCUCAAGAUGAUUACGAUUUGAGCGAAGAGGAAGUGUACGGAUUGGAAGGUCUUGACUCUGAAGAGGAAGAAGAACAAGAAUUGUCAGAUGACGAGAUUAUCGGCGGCGAUCAAGAAGAAGAGGCCGAAGUAGAAGACAAAACAUGGGGUCGAUCAAAGAAGGCUUACUACAACGCCGAUGAAGGCUCGGAUCUGGAUGAGAUGCAAGAAGAGGAAGCAGAGGCACUUCGAAUUCAAAAGGAGCGUUUGAAUGCAAUGGACGAAGCUGAUUUUAUGGAUGAUACCAUGGCCGGAUGGGGUGCGGGUGCUGAUCAAGAUGCCGAAGCCGACCGAAAGUUGGUAGAAGACGUUAAUAAGGAUUUGGACGAUAUUAACUUUGACGUCAUCAAAACGGAAAAGCGACGAAAGAACUUACCGGUCGCUGAAAAGAUUAAAAUCUUGCAGAAUGAAUCUCCUGAAUUACUGGAUUUAUUGAACGAGUUCAAGUUGAAAUCGGAAAUCUGCAAGUCAUUGGAAGAUACCAUUACAAAGAUUAAAGCUCAUGAACAACAAGAUUCACUGGAAGCGCAAUUCAUCCUGUUCAAAAAUCAUAUCAUGAUGGUCUAUUUGACAAACGUAUCAUUCUACUUUGUGUUGAAAGCAUCCGAUGUUCGAGAUGUGCGUGGCCAUCCUGUGAUUCAGGCAUUAGUGGAGUUACGCAUGACGCUGGAUAAGUUGGAAAAGGUGGAAAAGAAGCUUGGAUCACGACUAGAUGAUUUCAUUGCUACUCUUGACGCGCCCGCUAUCGAUAAAACCGAGGUUAUCCCUGAGCCAUCAAAGCAACGGACCAAGAAAUCUAAAAAGACACAGCCGUCAGCAGCGGCAGCGGUAUCCUACAGCGAUGACGAGGACGAUUUGCUCGAUUUGGAGGAAGAAGCAGCUGAAGACGCUUCAAGCGCUGUUCUCGAUAUCGAAGAAGAGUUCAAGAGUCUGAAGAAGGCGGCCAAAGCAGGCAAGAAAAGAAAGCGGGCCUUUGCUGAUGACUUUGGCGAACUGGAUGCACUGGAUAUGGUGGAUAUGGAAGAUAAGAUUGCUAAGAAGCGAUCCAUUCGAGACUAUGUCGCUAAAAUUGAUGCCAAACAAGCCAAAUUGCAAUCUAAAUACCACGGCGAUUCUGAUCUGCCGUAUCGCGAGCGUCAACCACGAGAGAAGAAGGGCGUUCCUCAGCCAAAGGAUACAUCGGCUGAUUUGGACGAAGCUGACUGGGAUGAAGCCGAUGAAAUGGUGGCUGCCGAUAUUGACCGAGUAGGAAGCAACGAUGACGACGGUGACGAUUACUAUAAUCAGGUAGCAUCCACGAAAUCGGAGCGCAAAGCAGCCAAGAAGGAGCAGUAUGAAGCCGAGCGCACGCCAGUCAUGGAUAGCGACUACAAGGUGGAAGAUGGCGAGAAACGUCUUGCGAGCUAUCAGAUCCUCAAGAACAAGGGUCUUACACCGCAUCGCAAGAAGGAGAACCGCAACGCGCGUGUCAAGCAUCGCAACCGAUACGAAUCGAGACUCAAGAAACUGUCUUCUGUCCGACAAGUGGUCAAACCUUUGCAAGGCAAUUAUGGUGGCGAAACCACAGGUAUCAAGACCAAUGUGGCUCGCAGUGUAAAGUUUUAG
Messenger RNA from Radiomyces spectabilis, 1812 nucleotides. Its product is annotated as Sas10 C-terminal domain-containing protein. Gene Ontology annotation, cellular component: nucleolus; small-subunit processome. The record is from RefSeq and is a predicted model, not a curated record. Gene Ontology annotation, biological process: maturation of SSU-rRNA from tricistronic rRNA transcript (SSU-rRNA, 5.8S rRNA, LSU-rRNA). Bases 1 to 1812 code for a protein of 603 amino acids. NCBI's taxonomy places the organism in Eukaryota, Fungi, Mucoromycota, Mucoromycetes, Mucorales, Radiomycetaceae. The transcript is spliced from 7 exons.